AACGAGAAGCGCUAAGGGGAAAAAUGACAUUCGUGACGACAUCGGCUAUGAUCUGAAUCUGACAGAGGUGCGGCAGAAACCCGAAGCAAUUUCCAAGGAUCAAGCAACACAUAUGCUUGGAUUCGCUGAGGUGUGAAUUAAGCCUGGAACUGCUACCUUGUUAAAAAACGAUAGAAGGGCAGUGAAGAUCAGCCCUAAUGGAAGAGAUAGAGACAGAUUUGACCUGCUCUGAGCAGGAUGCUUUAGGGGCGGAAUUCAUCACUGUGGAACUUGACACCCAGCCCAUUGAAUAUGUGGUCAAGUGGGCCGAGGUGGGCUCUAAGUUCACUAUAUCCUGUGUGAAAAAGGAAUUGGAUGAGGGUGCUUGCUUCAUUUCUGAUCAGGUGGUAAAAGUGGAUCCAGAUGAGACGUUUUUUGUCCCGUAUGAAUCUGUGUACCCAGAAUGUGACGAGGUGGUUCCAGAUUUGAUUGCAACGCAUGAGGAGCAGGUGGGGAGUGAGACAGACUUGGAUGACACCACCGAGCCGGGGAGUAGCCAGCUGUGCAAAGAUUAUUCUGAUAUUUCCUGGGAGAAGGAGGUGUAUCGGUCCAGAACCUAUAGCUGCCACUUUUGUGGCAAGACCUACAGCCAAUCCUCCAGUCUUGCCCGCCAUCUGCAUGUACACACAGAAAAAUCAUCAAAUUGUUCUGCGAAAGAAUUCAAGUCCGGCGACAACAAAAAGUCUCUCCAAUGCAAUCUGUGUGGAGUGAGGUGCAACGGCAAGCGGCUUUUGGCGAUUCACAAAAAAUGCCACAAAACCAAGAGACUGCACACAUGCAACACAUGCGGCAAAACCUUCAAUCACAGCUCUAGUCUGUCGCGGCAUAGGUUGAUCCAUAAAAAAGGCCUGGAUAAAAAUGUUAGGCCAUUGUACCCAGCUCCAAUCUUGGCUCCCAUCAUGACCCAGCGUGGUUUCCCAUCCAGCUGGGCAACAAAUGAAAGUGUGACGCUCUCAGUUGAGAGAGAAAAGCAGUACCAGUGCCCACAGUGCGACAGGGUCUUCAGCAACUCCACCAGCCUGUCCAAACACCAGGUGGCACACGUGCGACAGCUGCUCAACUCGUACACGCAGGGCAAAGAUGUUCUCGACAAGUCUUCGGACCUAAAGAUCCGCUUGAAGCUGUGCUCCCGUGACAAGCCCAACUUCUACACCCUCUGCAAGAAGAGUAAGGGCAAGAAAGGGGGUAAGAAGAGGUGCUUGCCCAACGAGGAGCGGCCGUACCCUUGCUGCAUGUGCGAAAAACGCUUCAGCCACUCCAACAGCCUAGCUCGGCACGAGUACACGCACGCCAGCGAGAAGCACUACGCCUGUAACGUCUGCAAGAAGACCUUUAUUCGGCUGUCCAACCUGAAGCAGCACCAGCAAACGCAUGCUUCGGGGAAACUCUACGAAUGCCCACAGUGCGGCAAAACUUUUGUUCACUCCUCCAGUUUCUCACGCCAUAAGAAGGUUCAUGCUGGGAUGAAGCUGUCCCCGAAAGAGUUCGAAGAGGAACUGGUCAUUGACGAGACGACACCCUUGGAUUUUGAGUUUGACUGAGUGAGACCUGUGAUUCUUGACCUGUCAUGGUUGACACCGAUGUUCUGAAACUGUCCAGGGCCAGUGGAUGGGGAAGAUGUUGGAAGAUGUUGUGUUUUUUUCUUUACCCCUUAUUCUUAUUUUGCUAAAGACUUUGAAUUAUAAAUUUGGGUGUGGUGUCCCUGGCUGUGUGUUCUUCAAUCUAAUAUUUUUGGUAUUGUCCCUUUUUGGGUAGAGGGUUCCUUUUGUUUUGUUUCCAUUCAAUUCACAGGCAGGGUAAUCUUUUGCCAGACAAAUUGUGUAAUUUAUGUCUCAUAACUUUUAGCCAUCCAUGAGAAAAAUGGACAGAAAAUAGAGAAAAGAGAUGGCCUCGGCAAUGCAGGUGUUAUUUAUUUUUCGUGCUUGCACUAACACAAAAUAAAGUACUUAUUUGGGAGGGAUAGUCUAGGACAAAGCUUAGACUGAAUUAGUUGGAAAUCAGAGUUUUGUAAGCAACAAGUACAUGUUAUAUGCAAAUUAUUUGAUGCAUUUUGCUUUAAGUAUGUGGUUUGAAUCCUUUAUUUUACUCAUAAAGAUAAUUUUUCAUGACUACAUUUCCUGGACCGACAAAUGCAGGGCUUUUCUCACCUAAAGUCUCUGUUCACACAUGAACAGAUUUACCAGGUUUUUAUGAUAUAUAUAUAUAUAGAUAUAUAUAUAUAUAU
Molecule: messenger RNA, 2263 nt
Organism: Xyrauchen texanus (razorback sucker)
Lineage: Eukaryota; Metazoa; Chordata; Actinopteri; Cypriniformes; Catostomidae
Product: zinc finger protein 501-like
Exons: 2
Coding region: 198-1580 (460 amino acids)
Source: RefSeq, a predicted model, not a curated record